AUGUCUGACUAUACCGGCCCCGGAAUCUACACCAUCUCUCCCUUCCACGCCCCCGAGAUGGAACUCGACAUCUGGAAAGGCGAAACAAAAGAAGGCACCCAAGUCAAACUCUACAAGAAAGCCUCAACUUCAUCAAACCAUCAAUUCCAGAUUGUCUAUGCUGGAGGCGUCGGCGGUCACCCUGAGAAGGGCGACCGCGAGUACUUUAUCAUUCCUGUCAACUCUGGUCUCUAUGUGACUGCUCAUGAAACGGAAAAGGUGGUUACUACCCAACUGCUUCCCCCCAGGGAUGCCUCGAUCCGCUGGAAGCUUGCCCACGCCGGCAACGGUGCUUACUACAUCAACCAUGUGGAUGGCAAGAAGCAACUCAAUGUCCGUGGUGCGGGCAAAGCUGAUGGAACGGAAGUCAUUACCUACAAGAUAGAAACAUCUCCCAACAGCCAGUUCAUCCUCAGGGCGGCAGCAUAG
Bipolaris oryzae ATCC 44560 is the source of this 468-nucleotide messenger RNA. RefSeq lists its product as uncharacterized. Bases 1 to 468 code for a protein of 155 amino acids. The transcript has 4 exons. The record is from RefSeq and is a predicted model, not a curated record. NCBI's taxonomy places the organism in Eukaryota, Fungi, Ascomycota, Dothideomycetes, Pleosporales, Pleosporaceae.